GCAACAUGGGUCGUAUGCACGCACCUGGAAAGGGUCUUUCUUCAUCAGCACUUCCAUACAGAAGAAGUGUUCCAACAUGGUUAAAGCUUAGUUCCGAGGAUGUAAAAGAACAAAUCUACAAACUCGCAAAGAAGGGACUUCGACCUUCCCAGAUCGGAGUUAUUCUUAGAGAUUCUCAUGGUGUUGCUCAGGUACGAUUUGUCACUGGCAACCAGAUCUUGAGAGUUCUCAAAGCAAAGGGACUUGCCCCAGAUCUUCCUGAAGAUAUUUACCAUCUUAUUAAGAAGGCUGUUGCCAUGCGCAAACAUUUGGAGAGAAACAGAAAAGACACUGACUCCAAAUUCCGUCUUAUUCUCGUCGAAAGUCGUAUUCACCGUCUUGGGCGUUACUACAAGACCAAAGGUGUUCUACCACCUAACUGGAAAUACGAGAGUGCCACCGCUUCUGCUCUUGUAGCGUAAACUGAUAUUAAAUCUUGACAC
Molecule: messenger RNA, 482 nt
Organism: Ciona intestinalis (vase tunicate)
Lineage: Eukaryota; Metazoa; Chordata; Ascidiacea; Phlebobranchia; Cionidae
Source: RefSeq